GCAUCUCGUGUUCAAAUUCUGCACUUCAUGCUCGGCCUCUGCAGCUCGUGGCUGACCUUGGCACUUGUGUUUGAGCUUUUUAGUUCAUUCUCAACCCCUGCACUUCGUGCUCGACCUCUGCAGCUCGUGUUUGAGCCAUGUAGCUUGUGUUUGAGCUCUGCAGUUCGUGCAGCUCAAAAGAUCUUGCCCGAGUUCUGCAUCGUGCUUGUGAGCUCGGCAACUCGUGCUUUUGAACUCAGUAGCUCGCAACUCAUGUUCUUGCAGUUCGCUUCUCAUGCUCCUGCAAUUUCCAGCUCGUGUUGCAGCAGGGACUUUACAACUCGGUGGUGUCCAGUACCUUCAGAGCUUCCAUCUCUAACACUACCAUCAGCGUUUUCUGUCAUUGGAACCAUAGCCGCUUUGUUGCUGUCGUGCUUGGCUGUUGUGCUGCUACCGAGCUGGGCUGCUUUGCUGCUACCGAGCUGGAGCAUUGCUUUGAACUUUGCUGCUGCCAAGCUAGGCUGCUCUGCUGCUGCCAAGCUGGGCUGCUCUACUGCUGCCGAGCUGAACUGCCUCACUUCUGCCAAGCUGGAGCAUUAUUUUGUUGCUGCCGAGCUCAUGGAAGAAUUUAGGAGGGUCAUUUGGCAGUCUGGACCACCUGAGUGUUUUGCUCUUCAGGCAGUUCAAGAAGUUAUAAAACCUCAGAAACAAAUAAAAUUAGCAUGGGAUGAGAUCAAUUGCUGGAGAAUAUGCUUCGGACAUUACUCCAGGAAUUGGCAUCAUCAGCAGUUCAAUCAGUAGAGGAAGUCAUGCAGUAUGGAAAGUCAAUUGAUGAUGGAGAAAAUAUGCAUGGUGUCAUCCCAUGCCUUCUGGACAUUACUCCAGGAAUUACCAACUGAAUAGAUGGGAAGUACAUCCAUGGUUGAAGAAUAGAGGGGCACAUAAUUG
Messenger RNA from Rubroshorea leprosula, 927 nucleotides. The record is from the annotation of a GenBank genome assembly. Lineage: Eukaryota; Viridiplantae; Streptophyta; Magnoliopsida; Malvales; Dipterocarpaceae.